CCGUGGCGGCGGUGGCGGCAGCAGCGGCCAAGUGGCCAGGUCGGCGGCCGCGGCUCCGGGCCGCGCGAGGCCACGGCCACGCCGCGCCGCUGCGCACAACCAACAAGGCAGAGCGCCGCCCGGCGCGGGACUGCGGCCCGAGCCUGGGGCGCGCGUGCGGAGGACCAGGCGCUGCGCGGCUGCGGCUGAGAGUGGAGCCUUUCAAGCUGGCAUGGAGAGCUUAAGGGGCGACUGAAGGAGACACACUGGCCAAGCGCGGAGUUCUGGUUACUUCAGUCCUGCUGAGAUAUUCUCUCAGUCCGCUCGCACUGAAGGAAGCUGCCUUGGGAUCAGAGCAGACAUAAAGCUAGACAAAUUUCAAGAUGCAAUUGAAAUGGCCAAUGAGCACACGCUCAUUCAUCCAGCGAGCGUUGAGGACCCCUAGAGGCCAGGCUCAUGAGUGAUGAAGAUCCCGAGGAUGAAGACGCCUUGCCAUCCAGACAGAAACAGUCUCCGCCAGUCAAGAAACCCUCAAAAGUAUUUUGCCAUGGAUAUAGAAGAUGAAGAAAACAUGAGUUCCAGCAGCACUGAUGUGAAGGAAAACCGCAAUCUGGACAACGUGUCCCCCAAGGAUGGCAGCACACCUGGGCCUGGCGAGGGCUCUCAGCUCUCCAAUGGGGGUGGUGGUGGCCCCGGCAGAAAGCGGCCCCUGGAGGAGGGCAGCAAUGGCCACUCCAAGUACCGCCUGAAGAAAAGGAGGAGAACACCAGGGCCCGUACUGCCCAAGAACGCCUUGAUGCAGCUGAAUGAGAUCAAGCCUGGUUUGCAGUACACGCUCCUGUCCCAGACUGGGCCCGUGCACGCGCCUUUGUUUGUCAUGUCUGUGGAGGUGAAUGGCCAGGUUUUUGAGGGCUCUGGUCCCACAAAGAAAAAGGCAAAACUCCAUGCUGCUGAGAAGGCCUUGAGGUCUUUUGUUCAGUUUCCUAAUGCCUCUGAGGCCCACCUGGCCAUGGGGAGGACCCUGUCUGUCAACACGGACUUCACAUCUGACCAGGCCGACUUCCCUGACACGCUCUUCAAUGGUUUUGAAACUCCUGACAAGGCGGAGCCUCCAUUUUAUGUGGGCUCCAACGGAGAUGACUCCUUCAGUUCCAGCGGGGACCUCAGCUUGUCUGCUUCCCCGGUGCCUGCCAGCCUAGCCCAGCCUCCUCUCCCUGUCUUACCACCAUUCCCACCCCCGAGUGGGAAGAAUCCCGUGAUGAUCUUGAACGAACUGCGCCCAGGACUCAAGUACGACUUCCUCUCCGAGAGCGGGGAGAGCCAUGCCAAGAGCUUCGUCAUGUCUGUGGUCGUGGAUGGUCAGUUCUUUGAAGGCUCGGGGAGAAACAAGAAGCUUGCCAAGGCCCGGGCUGCACAGUCUGCCCUGGCCACCAUUUUUAACUUGCACUUGGAUCAGACGCCGUCUCGCCAGCCUAUUCUCAGUGAGGGUCUUCAGCUGCAUUUACCGCAGGUUUUAGCUGACGCUGUCUCACGCCUGGUCCUGGGUAAGUUCAGUGACCUGACCGACAACUUCUCCUCCCCUCACGCUCGCAGAAAAGUGCUGGCUGGAGUCGUCAUGACAACAGGCACAGAUGUUAAAGAUGCCAAGGUGAUAAGUGUUUCUACAGGAACAAAAUGUAUUAAUGGUGAAUACAUGAGUGAUCGUGGCCUUGCAUUAAAUGACUGCCAUGCAGAAAUAAUAUCUCGGAGAUCCUUGCUCAGAUUUCUUUAUACACAACUUGAGCUUUACUUAAAUAACAAAGAUGAUCAAAAAAGAUCCAUCUUUCAGAAAUCAGAGCGAGGGGGGUUUAGGCUGAAGGAUAAUGUCCAGUUUCAUCUGUACAUCAGCACCUCUCCCUGUGGAGAUGCCAGAAUCUUCUCACCACAUGAGCCAAUCCUGGAAGGGUCUCGCUCUUACACCCAGGCUGGAGUGCAGUGGUGCAAUCAUGGCUCACUGCAGCCUCGACCUCCUGGGCUCUUAAGCGAUCCUUCCACCUCAACAUUCCAAGGAGCUGGGACUACAGAACCAGCAGAUAGACACCCAAAUCGUAAAGCAAGAGGACAGCUGCGGACCAAAAUAGAGUCUGGUGAGGGGACAAUUCCAGUGCGCUCCAAUGCGAGCAUCCAAACGUGGGACGGGGUGCUGCAAGGGGAGCGGCUGCUCACCAUGUCCUGCAGUGACAAGAUUGCACGCUGGAACGUGGUGGGCAUCCAGGGAUCCCUGCUCAGCAUUUUUGUGGAGCCCAUUUACUUCUCAAGCAUCAUCCUGGGCAGCCUCUACCACGGGGACCACCUUUCCAGGGCCAUGUACCAGCGGAUCUCCAACAUAGAGGACCUGCCACCUCUCUACACCCUCAACAAGCCUUUGCUCAGUGGCAUCAGCAAUGCAGAAGCACGGCAGCCAGGGAAGGCCCCCAACUUCAGUGUCAACUGGACGGUAGGCGACUCCGCUAUUGAGGUCAUCAACGCCACGACUGGGAAGGAUGAGCUGGGCCGCGCGUCCCGCCUGUGUAAGCACGCGUUGUACUGUCGCUGGAUGCGUGUGCACGGCAAGGUUCCCUCCCACUUACUACGCUCCAAGAUUACCAAGCCCAACGUGUACCAUGAGUCCAAGCUGGCGGCAAAGGAGUACCAGGCCGCCAAGGCGCGUCUGUUCACAGCCUUCAUUAAGGCGGGGCUGGGGGCCUGGGUGGAGAAGCCCACCGAGCAGGACCAGUUCUCACUCACGCCCUGACCUGGGCAGACAUGAUGGGGGGUGCAGGGGGCUGUGGGCAUCCAGCGUCGUCCUCCAGAACCUCACAUCUGAACUGGGGGCAGGUGCAUACCUUGGGGAGGGAGUAGGGGGACACGGGACCACCAGGUGUCCAUGGUUGUCCCCAGCAUCUCACAUCAGACCUGGGGCAGGUGCGCAGUGUGCGGAGGGGAUGGGGUGCGUCAGGGCCCAGCAUCGCCGCCUGGCAUCUCUGCCGCAGCGUUUCGCCUUCUGAACCGUCCAGUGACUGCUUUCAAUCAUGGUUUACGUUUAGAAAUUGAGUUCUACUGAGUAGGGCUUCCUUAAGUUUAGGAAAAUAGAAAUUACUUUGUGUGAAAUUCUUGAAUAAAUAAUUUAUUCAGAGCUAGGAAUGUGGUUUAUAAAAUAAGAAGUAAUUAUGUCAGGUCACUUUUAUGCCACAUUAUUUUAAUUGCAAAAAAGCAUCUAUAUAUGGAGGAGGGUGGGAAAAUAGAAGUAGGAAAUAGUAGCCUAAAGGAAAUCGCCACACGUCUGUCUCAACUUAGGUGUCUUUUCUCCGUAGGUACCUCCCUGGGUAGUUCCACACACUAGGUUGUAACAGUCUCUCCCUGAGGAGCAGACUCCCAGCAUGAUGUAGUGUGGCCCUGUCACACACAUGGGGUCCCGUAGCGGUGACUGUGUGUCCUGCAGAGGCGUGACCCAGGCCCCUGUAGCCCUCAGCCUCCUCUAGAAGCUUCUGUACUCCUUGUGGGAUCAGAUCAUGGAAAACUUUUCUCAGUUUACUUCUAAGUAAUCACAGAUAAAACAUGGCCAGUAACCCCGGGCUGGCCAUUCAUUCAGGUUUUUUAAAGGAUAUUUAACUUUUAUGGACUAGAAGGAAUCAGGAGGGCUACUGCACAAUACAUGGCCUAAGUUCCCUCUGUUCCUUCCUCUGAAUCGAAUGGAUGUGGAUGACUGCCCGAAGGCCUUCACAGGAUGGAAGUAGAAUGAUUUCAGUAGAUACUCAUUCUUGGAAAAUGCCGUAGUUUUAAAUUAUUGUUUCCAGCUUUAUCAAAGACAUGUUUGAAAAAUAAAAAGCAUCCAAGUGAGAGCUGGUGAGACCACGUGCUGCUGACGUAGUGCAGACCAGACGCUGACAGUCCCGACGGGAGCUCAGGGCUGCCCAGCACCCAGAGUGCACGGGACGGCCCCACGACAGAGGGAGCCAGCCCAGGAGGUCAGGAGCGCGGCGGGCGAGGGCCCUGUGUGGACCACCUCCACCAAGCUCAGAGAUUUGCACCAGGUGCCUUGUUGCCUCCGCUCAGGAUGAAAGAGGAGCUGAGAGAAGUGCUCUGCCUGCCAGUGCAGUGCCCAGCUCCAAGGCUCUAGAGGGUGCUCAGGUGGGUCUCCUGGGGCCACGGGGAGAGAUUGGUGCAGACCUUACCCCACAGCAUACACCUGCCACAGCGAAAUCCAGGAUGUUGGCACCUGUGUGUCCGAGAUGGGCCUAGGAAACCAGAACGGGCAGAGGGGCAUCAUCCUCCCACCGGACACUGGGAGCUCAGACCCCAAAACUGAAGCACCAUGGCUUUGGCGGGGGGUGUGCCUCCUGAUGUCGGCAGCCCCAUCCACGUGUGUCCACACAGAUCUCGUCCCAGUGCGGCAGGAAUGGGUGCUGCUUAGGGCUCAUCGUUGGGGACAUGACCAGGUUCAGCGGCUAGAACGUCUGCCCCACACCAGCCGCCUCCUCUACCGAAGAGGGUAGUUGUCUCCCUGAAGCAGUCAGAGUGGGCAUCUCAGCCACUGCAUCACCACAGUGGGGUUUUGUUUAGGCAGAUCGUGCUGGGGUUCUGCACCUGCAGAAGGAGAGGUGUCUGUUGUCGCUGGCCUUCCUCCAAGCAGGCUCUUGCACACUCUAGAAAAAACACCUUGUAAGUCUGUGCAUUUUUAUUGUCUUGAUAAAUUGUAUUUUUUUCUAAUGGGGAUUGGGAGAUGGACUUAGUUUUUAAAAAUAUGUGGAUUUUGGUUACCAAAUUUAGUGUUAAUAUAUUCCAUAUACAUAACAAAACUCCCCGGUAUGUCUGGCUUUUCCCUUCUGUCAGGUAAUAGCUAAAGUGUGCAUGAUUGCUCCCUGUACCACCCCAAAUAAGUGAGUGCCUCACCUUGUGGGGACUGAGCAGCUGCCUUGAGACCAUGUGAGAUGGCGCCUUUCCGGGGUGGCCUCGUGCAGCCUUGAGGACAGGCACAGGGCAUCCUAUCCCAAGCCGUCCAGGCAGGAGGAAGGCAGGCAAGGCAACUGGGUUCGGGGGGCCCUGGGCGGGGCGGCUGUAGGGAGGAGUUGGGUUCGGGGAGCCCUGGGUGGGGAGGAGUUGGGUUCUGGGAGCCCUGGGUGGGGCGGCUGUGGGGAGGAAGGUGAUGUGCAGGGGACCAGAGGCUCUGCACUGCUCCUAGGACAGCUCAUCUGUAAUCAGAAAAAAUAAAUAAAUAAAAUACAGAAUGCUGACUCCUCCCUGAGACAGAUCAGGGAACUUAGCACUUUAAUCCCUCCCUUCUGAGCGCUCAGUGUGCAUUAGACUAUAGCUGUUUCAUGGACGUGUCGUUUUGCAUCCAGUGUCCUUGAUGUGGGUGGGUUUUAGAGACUUAGCAGAAAAUUCAACACAAGCAGGAACUUGAUUUUUUAAGAAAAAAUACUACAUUUUGAGGACAUUUUGACAAGUAGGGGAAGAGAGGGCUUCUGUUUUGCUUUGUUAGCUAAACCUGAAGUAUUAAUUCCACAAAGACACUGCCCCUCAGGACCACUCAGGUACAGCUCUGCCAGGGACAGAGUCCUGCUAGUGGGAGGUCUCAGGUGGGGCGGUGUAUUCUGUGCCAUGAGGCAGCGACAGGCUCAGAUGGAUGUCGUCACCACCUUCCUCGGCUCUCAUCACCUGGUCAUACGCCAGGCCCACCUCUUCCCAGCAAGGGAUGCCAAAGAACUGCAGUUUUGAUUCUGAGUCUUAAUUUAACUUUUCAUCUUUUCCUAUUUUGGAGAAUUUUUUGUAAUUAAAAGCAAUUAUUUUAAAAUGUGCAAGCCAGUAUCUCACAAGGCAUGGAUUUCUGUGGAAUUUAUUUUUGUUCAAAUAACCAUAUUUAUCUCCAGGCUGUGGAAUCGCCACUUUCUUUGUGAAGACUGUCUCUCCUUGUAAUCUCACACAGGUACUCUGAGGAGGGGACGGCUCCGUCUUCACAUUGUGCGCAGAUCUGAGGAUGGGAUUAGCGAAGCUGUGGAGACUGCACAUCCGGAUCUGCCCAUGUCUCAAAACAAACACAUGUACAAUGGCUCUUUUUCCUUCUCAAAUACCUUACCCCAGAAGCAGGUGGUCUGCCCCAGGCAUAAAGAAGGAAAAUUGGCCAUCUUUCCCACCUCUAAAUUCUGUAAAAUAUAGACUUGCUCAAAAGAUUCCUUUUUAUCAUCCCCACGCUGUGUAAGUGGAAAGGGCAUUGUGUUCCGUGUGUGUCCAGUUUACAGCGUCUCUGCCCCCUAGCGUGUUUUGUGACAAUCUCCCUGGGUGAGGAGUGGGUGCUCGGGGCCUUCCGUGUGAGUUCUAGUGUUCACUUGAUGCCGGGGGAUAGAAUUAGAGAAACCUCUGACCUGCCGGGUGCCAGGGACUGGUGGAGGUGGAUGGCAGGUCUGACUCGACCAUGACUUAGUUGUAAGGGUGUGUUGGCUUUUUCAGUCUCGUGUGAAAAUCCUCCUGUCUCUGGCAGCACCGUCUGCACUUUCUUGUUUACUGUUUGAAGGGACGAGUACCAAGCCACAAGAACACUUCUUUUGGCCACAGCAUAAGCUGAUGGUAUGUAAGGAACCGAUGGGCCAUUAAACAUGAACUGAACGGUUAAAAGCACAGUCUAUGGAACGCUAAUGGAGUCAGCCCCUAAAGCUGUUUGCUUUUUCAGGCUUUGGAUUACAUGCUUUUAAUUUGAUUUUAGAAUCUGGACACUUAAUAUGAAUGUAAUUCGGCUGAGAAACAUGUUGCUAAGAUGCAAUCCUCAGUGUUCUCUGUAUGUAAAUCUGUGUAUACACCACACGUUACAACUGCAUGAGCUUCCUCUCGCACCAAGACCAGCCAGAACUGAGCAUGAGACGCUGUCAAAUACAGACAAAGGAUUUGAGAUGUUCUCAAUAAAAAGAAAAUGUUUCACUA
This is a messenger RNA of Symphalangus syndactylus (siamang), 6912 nucleotides long. It is a transcript of the gene ADARB1, whose product is annotated as adenosine deaminase RNA specific B1. Gene Ontology annotation, molecular function: double-stranded RNA adenosine deaminase activity; double-stranded RNA binding; tRNA-specific adenosine deaminase activity. The record is from RefSeq and is a predicted model, not a curated record. Gene Ontology annotation, cellular component: nucleolus; cytoplasm. Gene Ontology annotation, biological process: adenosine to inosine editing; RNA processing. NCBI's taxonomy places the organism in Eukaryota, Metazoa, Chordata, Mammalia, Primates, Hylobatidae.